Etheostoma spectabile (orangethroat darter) is the source of this 2915-nucleotide messenger RNA. Its product is annotated as extracellular calcium-sensing receptor. Gene Ontology annotation, biological process: G protein-coupled receptor signaling pathway. Lineage: Eukaryota; Metazoa; Chordata; Actinopteri; Perciformes; Percidae. Gene Ontology annotation, molecular function: G protein-coupled receptor activity. The record is from RefSeq and is a predicted model, not a curated record. The coding region runs from base 1 to 2904 and encodes 967 amino acids. Gene Ontology annotation, cellular component: plasma membrane. The transcript has 12 exons.
AUGAAAUCCAAUAUUUUCCAUGCAGAUGCACCGGCUCCAGCUCUCUUCACCAGCCCAGAAACCACUGAGAUUGAGGUCUACACCAUUCUGGAUGAGGAGGUGCUGUUGCCUGUUUCAGUGUACAACCUAAGGAAACAGAUGGUCCAUUUUCAUACCCUCAACCAGCUUGAGGUCCUCUCCAGCAAAAGAGGUCCAGGAAAGACACAAUGUGGGCUGGGACGACAUAAACAGAAAGAGGGAAUAGCUGCACCCAUGUCUUGGUUGCCCUGGCUCUUCGCUCAGUGGCCCUCCUCAGCUCUCUCCCUGCUGCUUCUCAGUGUGGUGGGCAGACGGAUGGGACUGGAGGUGGUUCAGGCGAUAGUGUGCACCCGAUUUGAUCCAGAGGUAUUACAAAAUGUAUAUGCCAUGGCAUUUGCGGUGGAGGAAAUCAAUCGUAACAACACCCUGCUACCAGGAGUAAAGUUGGGAUACCGCAUAUUUGAUAGCUGUGUCCGAUAUCCCUGGGCUCUGCAGGCUGCAUUGUCACUGGUUGCAGGAGACGAACAAAGCUGCAACAUGACAGCCUCCACGUCACAUACUGCAGCAAAUGAUCAACCCGGAGAGACAACAGAUUGUCCUCAUGUAAUUAUAUGUCCAAUGCUAUCUGCAGGUGGUCAACCUGUUCGUUUGCUCAUUGGUGAUGCCGCAUCAACAACAACCAUAUUUCUUUCCAGGAUCCUAGGGCCUCUUUCUGUGCCAUUUAUCAGCUACUUGUCAAGCUGUCCCUGUCUAAGUGACAAGAUUAAGUUUCCGAACGUUUUCAGAACAAUCCCCAGUGAUAUUUACCAAGCCCGGGCCAUGGCACAGCUGGCCUUACGAUUUCGCUGGACUUGGAUGGGAGCGGUGGUUGUCAACAAUGACUAUGGUCUUUUGGCAAUACAGGCAUUUCAAGAAGAGACUCAGGGGAAAGGGGUGUGUUUGGGAUUCAUAGAGACGCUCCGCAAAGAAACUAUUGAGAGUGAUGCCAGACGUGUAGCCCUCACAAUUCAAGCUUCGACUGCGAGGGUGAUUCUGAUCUUUUGCUGGUAUACAGAAGUAAAGAAAGUAUUUCUGGAACUGGCCAAGAUAAAUGUGAGCAACUGGCAUGGAAAUAAAGCAAAGACAGUGACGGACAGACAGUUUCUGGCAAGUGAGGCUUGGAGCACCAAUAGUGAUCUUCUCCGAAAUCUUGCCAUCUCUAAAAUGGCCACCGGUGUUCUAGGUGUAGCCAUUCGAAGUUCAACAAUAGCAGGAUUUGAAAAUUUUCUCAGAGGUUUGCACCCAAUUCGUAAUCCUGAUGAUGACUUCUUACGAGAAUUCUGGGAAAGCGAGUUUGGAUGCAGUCCUGGAGCUUUGCAAUUACGUGCAGCACCUCUCACUUCACCACUCAAAACAAGGUCUGUCCAUGUAUCUUCUGCCAAGGCGUCCUUUCGGAAAGCUUCUCUAUCACCCUGCAGUGGCACAGAGUCCCUGGAGGGACUGCAUGAUCCCAUCACUGAUACCUCUCAGUUAAGGGUGGCAUAUAAUGUCUACCUUGCUGUUUAUGCUGCGGCCCACGCCCUUCACAGCCUUCUCUCUUGCCCCGACACAGACAGCGCAACCGGAAACAACAGCCCCACCUGCUCUUCUCCAAAAAACAUCAAAUCCAUAGAGCUGUUGCAGCACUUGAACAACGUGCAUUUCACCACACCACAGGGGGAAACGUUUUACUUUCAAGGUGGUGACGCUCCAGCAAAGUACGACCUUGUCAACUGGCAGAACACCUCUGAGGGAUUACUCAAACUUAUUUUGAUUGGUCGUGUGGAUGGGUUUGACCUCCACCUAAACGAGUCAGCUAUUCAGUGGAGCACCGGAUCCAAUCAGGUGCCUACUUCAGUGUGCAGUGAGAGCUGCCCCCCUGGCACCCGUAAGACCAACAGGAAAGGAGAACCUCCAUGCUGCUUUGAUUGUAUCCCAUGUGCUGAUGGGGAGAUCAGCAAACAACCUGGUUCCCUUCACUGUGAGCGUUGUCCAUUAGAGUUUUGGUCCAAUGCUAAACGAACUGCCUGCAUCCCUCGCCAGCUGGACUUCCUUUCCUUUAAUGAAACUUUGGGCAUUACCCUGACUACAGCAGCUGUGUCUGGUACCAUGGUGACAACAGCUGUGUUUGUAGUGUUUCUCUGCUACCGUCACACACCUAUGGUUCGAGCCAACAAUUCAGAACUGAGCUUCCUGCUUCUCCUGUCGCUGAAGCUCUGCUUCCUGUGCUCACUGGUGUUCAUUGGUCGUCCAUCAGUCUGGACUUGUCGGUUCCAGCAGGCAGCUUUUGGGAUCAGCUUUGUACUCUGUGUUUCCUGCCUCCUAGUCAAAACCAUGGUAGUACUGGCUGCUUUCCGCUCAGCUCGGCCUGGCGCUGAAACCUUGAUGAAGUGGUUUGGUCCGGGCCAACAGAGAGGAAGUGUUUGCCUCUUUACAUCUAUACAGGUUAUCAUUUGUGCCACAUGGCUGUCCCUCAGCCCCCCUGUGCCUCAACGUGAUCUGGGUUUUCAGGGGUCAAAGGUCACCCUGGAGUGCGCUAUGGCCUCUGUGCUGGGCUUCUCUCUGGUUCUAGGUUACAUUGGUUUGUUGGCCUGCACCUGCCUUCUCUUGGCCUUUUUGGCUCGGAAACUCCCUGACAUCUUCAAUGAGGCCAAACUGAUCACCUUCAGCAUGCUGAUAUUCUGUGCUGUCUGGGUGGCCUUUGUCCCGGCUUACGUUAGCUCUCCUGGGAAGUAUGUUGUUGCUGUGGAGAUUUUUGCAAUCCUGGCCUCUAGCUACGGUUUAUUGCUCUGCAUUUUUGCCCCCAAAUGUUUCAUCAUUCUCUUGAGGCCUAAGAAAAACACCAAGAAGCACAUAAUGGCCAGGUAGUUUUCUGGCUG